AUGGAUUUGUAUCUGAUUGGAUAUUUGAUGUGUGUGUGGUUGUCCAGCUCACGGGUGCUUGGAGGCUAUCCCAUCUGGUGGUCCCUGGCCCUCGGGCAGCAGUACUCGUCUCUGGGCUCCCAACCCAUCCUGUGCGGCUCUAUCCCUGGCCUGGUGCCCAAGCAGCUGCGUUUCUGUCGCAACUACAUCGAGAUCAUGCCCAGCGUCGCCGAAGGUGUGAAGCUGGGGAUCCAGGAAUGCCAACACCAGUUUAGGGGCCGGCGAUGGAACUGCACCACCAUCAAGGACAACCUUGCCAUCUUUGGCCCUGUGUUAGAUAAAGCAACCAGAGAGUCAGCGUUCGUCCACGCUAUCGCCUCAGCGGGCGUCGCAUUCGCGGUGACGCGCUCCUGUGCCGAGGGCACGUCCACUAUGUGCGGCUGCGACUCCCACCACAAGGGACCUCCAGGGGAGGGCUGGAAGUGGGGUGGCUGCAGCGAGGAUGCAGAGUUUGGGGUGCUGGUGUCCAGAGAGUUCGCCGACGCCAGGGAGAACCGUCCAGAUGCUCGCUCGGCGAUGAACCGGCACAACAACGAGGCAGGACGCACGACCAUCCUCGACCACAUGCACCUGCGCUGCAAAUGCCACGGCCUGUCAGGAAGCUGCGAGGUGAAGACGUGCUGGUGGGCGCAGCCGGACUUCCGCAUGCUGGGCGACUACCUGAAAGACAAGUACGACAGCGCCUCGGAGAUGGUGGUGGAGAAACACCGUGAGUCGCGCGGCUGGGUGGAGACGCUGCGGGUCAAGUACGCCUUCUUCAAGCACCCCACCGAGCGUGACCUGGUCUACUACGAGGGCUCGCCCAACUUCUGCGAGCCCAACCCGGAGACAGGCUCCUUUGGGACACGCGACCGAGUCUGCAACGUGUCGUCACACGGCAUCGAGGGCUGCGACCUGCUGUGCUGCGGCCGCGGCCACAACACCCGGACUGAGAAACGCAAAGAGAAGUGCCACUGCAUCUUCCACUGGUGCUGCUACGUCAGUUGUCAGGAGUGCGUGCGCGUCUACGACGUGCACACGUGCAAGUGA
Molecule: messenger RNA, 1068 nt
Organism: Seriola dumerili (greater amberjack)
Lineage: Eukaryota; Metazoa; Chordata; Actinopteri; Carangiformes; Carangidae
Gene: wnt3
Product: proto-oncogene Wnt-3
Exons: 4
Coding region: 1-1068 (355 amino acids)
Biological process (GO): multicellular organism development; neuron differentiation; canonical Wnt signaling pathway
Cellular component (GO): extracellular region
Molecular function (GO): cytokine activity; frizzled binding
Source: RefSeq, a predicted model, not a curated record